AUGAUCAUGUUUUCUGAACACUUCAACUCUCACACUAUCCUGCCUGCCUCUCAUCAGGUAAUUAAUAGUACAGGUAUGAAUGGUCUCGGAAACCAACCUUUUACCCAAAACCACAGAGGUUCGGUUAGCUCAAUUCCAUCAUUAUCAUCUUCUCUCACUCAAUCCAAUGAAUCGUUAAGGUUUGCUUCAUCCAAUGAGUCCCUCAGAAUUGCCAAAUCAAACGAUUCUUUGAGAAUUGCCAUCAACAAUGAUACAAUUAGAUACACCAAUUCUAAUGAAAACUUUAGAAAGGGAACUUUGAAUUCUGCAAACCCUACCUCCAACCCUGGUAUCAAUAGUAACAAACCUCUCUCUUUGGAUGGUGGAUUUGUUAACUUCAGAUCGACCAAUUGGCAACAAUCUCAACCACAACAACAACAACAGCCACAAUAUACAUACCUUCAACAGAACAAUUAUCAGCAAAAUAGCAUGCAAUUCAACUCGAACCACAAUAAUGUCAACUCCAGUAGCUUUUUACCUACAGUGAAUGAUAGCUCUUUUGCUUAUGUCGACAACUUUGAUAAUGACAACAUCUUGUUGGGGAGUAAUCAAUCUCAAACUUCUUCUACCAGUACAUUGAAUGUGCAAGAAUUUAGAAAGUCUUCGGUUGGUAACGUCAUGAAUUUUGGUUUGAACUCUCUUGAUGGUAACCAACAGAUUGUCAAUCCCUCUCAACAAUAUGAUUCUGUCUAUGUUGACAAUGAUCUUUCUUCUAGAUUUAACUUAUAUUCUAUAAACAGUCAAUUUGAUCAAAACAUCCAAGUUCAACAGCAACAGCAACAUCAAUCUCAAUCUCAACAUCAAUUCACUUCUUCAUUGGGUGCCAUUAAUGAUUAUAGAUUUGUUGAAAAUCAGCAACAGCAACAGCAACCUUCCUUACGAUCUGUUGGCUCUUUUAAGGAUUUGAAAAAUGGAAUAAUCAACGAAUCUUUGAUUGAACAAAGAUCUCUUGCCGAUAAUGAUAUGAAUGGGUUGCAUGGAUCCAAGCAUCAUUACUUCAAGAGUCAAUCUCUUAAUUUAUCUAAAAUGCAAUACUUGCCAACUGCUGACGAUGCUACCAAUGUUCAAUUGAACAAUAAUGGUAUGGAUACUUUUAUAAAUGGUCACCGACAAAUCAACCAUCGCCCUACUAGUAGUUUGACCAUGGAUAAAAUGAAUUUCGCUCCAAUUUACGUUGAUAAUGGGACUAUCAUUAAUUCUGGAAACGGUGUUCAAGCUCAACAACAUCACCAAGCAAUGCAAGUUCAUCAACAAACAUCUCAACAAAACAUCAAUAUGCAAGCCAUUAAUGGCUCAAACAAUGGCAAUCCGAAUAAUAGCAACAAUUCCAACAACAUGAAUUCCAACAGCAACAAUAAUCCUAAGCCAUAUAAUGGUAGAAGAAAAUCUGAUCCAAAGAAAGAUGAUAAGAAAUCUUCAGAAAAGGAAUUGUUCAACAAGUAUAAGAAUGUGCCUUUUGAACAGUUGGAAUCUAAGAUUUUGAAACUUAGCGUUGAUCAAAACGGUUGCCGUUUCUUGCAAAAGAAAUUAGAAGACUCAACUACCGACAGAAAGUUGGUUAUCGAUAUUAUUUAUCGUAAAAUCAAGCCUAGCAUCUAUGAAUUGGUGAUUGAUUCAUUUGGUAACUAUUUGAUUCAAAAGAUCUUUGAGUAUUUGUCUGAAGAGCAACGCACAGAAUUGAUCAAGCUUUGCAGUGGUAGAUUUGACGAAAUUUCUCUUAAUCAGCAUGGUACUAGAGCAUUACAAAAGAUGAUUGAAUACAUUACCACUCAGGAACAAACUGACCUAAUUGUCAAUAACUUGUCCAAUCAUGUGGUAAGGUUGAUCAAGGAUUUGAAUGGUAAUCACGUUAUUCAAAAAUGUUUGUUCAAGUUCAACUCCAAGAAUUGUCAAUUUAUCAUCAAUGGUAUCUGCUCUAGCGUGGUCGAAGUUGCUACACACCGUCAUGGUUGUUGUGUUUUACAAAAAUGUCUUGAUCGUUCCAAUGAAACCCAAUUUGUCAAAUUAGGACAAGAAGUUUUGAAAAAUGGGUUGGUGUUGAUGCAAGAUCCUUUUGGUAACUAUGUUAUCCAAUAUCUCUUACCAAAGAUGCGUUAUGAAUUGACUCCUAACUUUGCCGAACUCAUUGGGAAACAGAUCAUUGGUAGAUUGGAAGAUUUGUCCAUCCAAAAAUUUGCCUCCAAUGUUGUAGAAAAAUGUUUGAAGUAUAUCAAUACCGAUACCGAACUUCGUGAUAUCUUGGUUGAAGAAGUGUUGAAUUUCAACAACUUGGCUUCUGUUUUGAAAGAUCCAUAUGGUAAUUAUGUUGUCCAAACUGCCUUGGAAGUGGCUGAUGGUGACUUGAGAAAUAAGGCCAUUGAUAAAAUUGGUGCUUUGAUGCCAUUUGUGAAAAAUACACCAUACGCUAGAAAGAUUCAACAGCGGAUCACAGAAGCUGAGGCCAAUAAGAAAAGAGAUUCUUUUGUUGAAAGACAAGGUAGAAACUAA
Saccharomycopsis crataegensis is the source of this 2526-nucleotide messenger RNA. Its product is annotated as Pumilio-family RNA binding repeat-containing protein. Gene Ontology annotation, cellular component: cytoplasm. The coding region runs from base 1 to 2526 and encodes 841 amino acids. Gene Ontology annotation, biological process: post-transcriptional regulation of gene expression. The transcript has a single exon. Gene Ontology annotation, molecular function: mRNA binding. The record is from RefSeq and is a predicted model, not a curated record. NCBI's taxonomy places the organism in Eukaryota, Fungi, Ascomycota, Saccharomycetes, Ascoideales, Saccharomycopsidaceae.